AUGAUGAGGAAUGGUGGUAUUUAUGAGUUCGGUAAACGUUUACGUAGUAAUUCAAUAAAUCGUAGAAUAUUUAUAUUUCUUAUAUUAUUUUGUUUAUUUUUACUCUACUUUGGAUCGUCAUUAGCUCAGUGGUUUUUUAAUGAUAAAACACCAAUAAAAGCAUUUGAAGAUAUUUGCCUUGAAGAAAAAUUAUCAAGUGCUUAUGCAGAAGCUCGGGUUUACGAUGCAGCAAUAACUGAACACACUAGCGAUGACGAGACGUCUUCCUCAUCAUCACUGUCAGCCCCAUUAUUGUCAUUUGAUGACAAAUAUUUACCUUACAUAGGCAAUGGAUUGUUUGGAGUGGAAAUUAAUCCAAAUAAUGCGCGUGUUUUUAUAAAACACGGCAGAACACUUUCGCUGAACAUUCAAUGGGACCCAUUGGUCACAAUAACGACUGAUAAUAAUAACCAGCGGGUCGCUGAUGUCAUACACUUCACUCAAGGUAUUGUGUCCAGGUAUCAGUGCAUCAGAGAAGGCUAUUCAAUUAGCCACAAGUAUUAUGUUCAUCAAGUAUUAGAUAAAAUCCUGGUUCAGGAUGUCACUAUCACCAAUCCUUCUUCGUUGGCCCAAAGCGGAUCUAAUUAUAAAUACAUGGUUACGUCAGGCUUUGUACCAUCAUCAAAUUCUGAAAAAAUAAUUGUCGUGACAAUUGUUUAUGUAGUACCGUCAAAAUACUUGUCUAUUAAACCAAAAAGUACUACGAAAUUAGAAUUUUUGACGAGUAUUUGUUACAGUGAACCUGUUGCUCUAGGACAGUAUGAAAAUGAACGUAAAAAUACUGAACGAAAAGCCCUUAAAGCAUUGAAAGAUGCUGUGAGUAUCCAACUGCAAGAAGGAUUAUUAAAUCAGCAUGUAAAUACUUGGCAAAGUUAUUGGAAUACUGGGUUCAGUAUCAGCGAUUCGAAAGCAAAAGGCGCUAUUAAUGGACACAAAAUAAAUUCAACUAUUUACUAUGUGCUAUCACAAAUACCACGCGGUACUCCUAAUAUUGAAAAAUCUAUGCCAAAUAAUGAAGGCUGUUACCGCGGGCAUCAUACGCUCGACGCAAUAAAUUUGUGGAAAGAUACGUCCACAAUUGACGGAAUAAAUUCCGUAGUUAAAGCUUGGAUAAUAACUCUAGAAAAACAAGGUUGUCAUCAUUUACUAGCUGGGCCAUCAUCUGUACAACAAGCAAUUGUAUUGAGUCUUGGUGGCUUAAGAUUUAGUAAUCAGCAUUUAGAUUUUAAUAUUGAUCCGCAAUAUCUACAUCGUAAUUAUUUGUUUAGACGAAUUAGUUAUGGAAAUAUUACACACGUAAAUAUAUCAGUGACGGUUGGUAACGACAAUCGUGCAAUAUUAAGUGUUGCAUUGGAUCGCAGUGAUAGCGAUUACUACGCUUGUGAUGCUGGUUGUUUAGAUUCACCAGUACUUCUUAGUCAGUCUUAUACAAAUUUUCCGGUUAAAUUAACAAAACCACUAACAUCUAUAUUAUAUAUUACUUCCGAUUAUCAGCAUAUGCAGGAUCUUCGCAAUGCGCUGCAUGUACAUGAAGUCGAAGAGGCACCAGCUCAUGAUCAUCAUGUUAUGGCUCUUCAUAAACACGGCCAUCAACUUGGUGGGUUGCCCACAUUCUUUUGGGUCAGCAUAUGUUUUCUAAUAAUAGUAUUCCACAUGUUUUUAUGUAAACUCAUUUUUACUGAGUACUAUGGCCGUCAGGAUCGCCAGCGAGGACGAUACAAUAAACCGUGA
Cotesia congregata is the source of this 1770-nucleotide messenger RNA. NCBI's taxonomy places the organism in Eukaryota, Metazoa, Arthropoda, Insecta, Hymenoptera, Braconidae. The record is from the annotation of a GenBank genome assembly.